Molecule: messenger RNA, 4019 nt
Organism: Acomys russatus (golden spiny mouse)
Lineage: Eukaryota; Metazoa; Chordata; Mammalia; Rodentia; Muridae
Gene: Tek
Product: TEK receptor tyrosine kinase
Exons: 23
Coding region: 477-3851 (1124 amino acids)
Biological process (GO): cell surface receptor protein tyrosine kinase signaling pathway; positive regulation of MAPK cascade; positive regulation of endothelial cell migration
Cellular component (GO): plasma membrane; signaling receptor complex
Molecular function (GO): transmembrane receptor protein tyrosine kinase activity; protein binding; ATP binding
Source: RefSeq, a predicted model, not a curated record
GAGGGCUGGUCCUCAUUGCAUACCAUGCAUAGGUGGAGGGCUUGUUAUUCAAUUCCUGGCCUAUGAGAGGAUACCCCUAUUGUUCCUGAAAAUGCUGACCAGGACCUUACUUGUAACAAAGAUCCCUCUGCCCCACAAUCCAGUCAAGGCAGGAGCAGGAGAUAAGUGCUGGGAUGAAGGGCAAGAUGGACAGGGCUCGCACUGCCCCCAGCCCUGCAGACACCGAGUGCCUUUAAGAUACAGCCUUUCCCAUCCUAAUCUACAAAGGAAACAGGAAAAAGGAACUUAAAACUCCCUGUGCUCAGACAGAAAUGAGACUGUUACCGCCUGCCUCUGUGCUGUUCCUUCUUGCCUCCAACUUGUAAACAAGAGCGUGUAAGCAUGCGAGUGGGAAGUCGCAAAGUUGUGGGUUUUUGAAAAGCUCCUUAGGACCUCAUGCCCAUCUGUGGACGCUGGAUGGGGAGAUCUGGGCAAGUAUGGACUCUUUAGCCGGCUUAGUUCUCUGUGGAGCCAGCUUGCUUCUUUCUGGAAUAGUAGAAGGAGCCAUGGACCUGAUCUUGAUCAAUUCCCUACCUCUUGUGUCUGAUGCUGAAACAUCCCUCACCUGCAUUGCCUCUGGAUGGCACCCUCAUGAGCCCAUCACCAUAGGAAGAGACUUUGAAGCCUUAAUGAACCAGCACCAAGACCCACUGGAAGUUACUCAAGAUGCGACCAGAGAAUGGGCAAAAAAAGUUGUCUGGAAGAGAGACAAGGCCAGCAAGAUUAACGGUGCUUAUUUCUGUGAAGGUCGAGUUCGAGGACAGGCAAUAAGGAUACGAACCAUGAAGAUGCGCCAACAAGCUUCCUUUCUACCUGCUACUUUAACUAUGACUGUGGACAAGGGAGAUAAUGUGAACAUAUCUUUCAAAAAGGUAUUAAUUAAAGAAGAAGAUGCCGUGAUUUAUAAAAAUGGUUCCUUCAUUCAUUCAGUGCCUCGGCAUGAAGUACCUGAUAUUUUAGAAGUGCACCUGCCUCGUGCUCAGCCCCAGGAUGCUGGCGUGUACUCAGCCAGGUACAUAGGAGGAAACCUGUUCACCUCGGCCUUCACCAGGCUCAUCGUCCGGAGAUGUGAAGCUCAGAAGUGGGGGCCCGACUGCAGCCGUCCUUGUACAACUUGCAAGAACAAUGGCGUCUGCCAUGAAGACUCCGGGGAAUGCAUUUGCCCUCCGGGGUUUAUGGGGAGGACAUGUGAAAAAGCUUGUAAGCCGCACACAUUUGGCAGGACUUGUAAAGAAACCUGCGGUGAACCAGAGGGAUGCAAGUCCUAUGUGUUCUGUCUCCCAGACCCCUAUGGGUGUUCCUGUGCCACAGGCUGGAGGGGGCUGCAGUGCAAUGAAGCGUGCCCAGCUGGUUACUAUGGACCAGACUGUAAACUCAGAUGCCAUUGUACCAAUGCAGAGAUAUGUGAUCGGUUUCAAGGAUGCCUCUGCUCUCAAGGAUGGCAAGGGCUGCAGUGUGAGAAAGAAGGCAGUCCAAUGAUGACUCCACAGAUAGAAGAUUUGCCAGAUCACAUAGAAGUAAACAGUGGAAAAUUUAACCCCAUCUGCAAAGCCUCUGGCAGGCCACUACCUACUUGUGAAGAAAUGACCCUGGUGAAGCCGGAUGGGACAGUGCUCCAACCAAAUGACUUCAACCACACAGAUCGCUGCUCAGCGGCCAUCUUCACCAUCCACCAAAUCUUCCCUUCUGAUUCAGGAGUUUGGGUCUGCAGUGUGAACACAGUGGCUGGGAUGGUGGAAAAGCCUUUCAACAUUUCUGUCAAAGUUCUCCCAAAGCCGCUGAAUGCCCCCAAUGUGAUGGACACUGGGCACAACUUUGCCAUCAUCAACAUCAGCUCUGAGCCUUACUUUGGGGAUGGACCAAUCAAAUCCAAGAAGCUUCUCUACAAGGCUGUCAAGCAUUAUGACGCCUGGAGACAUAUUCAAGUGAUGAAUGAGGUCGUCACACUCAACUACCUGGAGCCUCGGACUGACUACGAGCUGUGUGUGCAGCUGGCCCGUCCUGGGGAGGGCGGAGAAGGGAACCCCGGGCCUGUGAGAAGGUUCACAACAGCAUCUAUCGGACUCCCUCCUCCACGGGGCCUCACUCUCCUUGCGAAAAGUCAGACAGCUCUCAAUUUGACCUGGCAGCCAAUAUUUACAAGCUCGGAAGAUGAGUUUUACGUGGAAGUUGAGAGGAGGUCCAUGCAAGCGAAAGGCGACCAGCAGAACAUCAAAGUCCCCGGAAACCUGACCUCGGUGCUGCUGAACAACCUGCUUCCCAGAGAGCGGUACAGUGUCCGAGCACGAGUCAACACCAAGUCCCAGGGAGAGUGGAGUGAAGACCUCAUCGCUUGGACUCUUAGUGACAUUCUUCCCCCGCAACCAGAAAACAUCAAGAUCUCCAACAUCACCGACUCCACGGCUAUGGUUUCUUGGACAAUAGUGGAUGGCUAUUCCAUCUCUUCCAUUAUCAUCCGGUAUAAGGUUCAGGGCAAACAUGAAGACCAGCACAUUGACGUGAAGAUCAAGAACACCACCAUCACUCAGCACCAGCUCAAGGGCCUAGAGCCAGAGACAACAUAUCAGCUGGAUAUUUUUGCCGAGAACAACAUAGGAUCAAGCAACCCAGCCUUUUCUCAUGAGCUGACAACACUUGCGCAAUCCCGAGCCUCUGCAGACUUUGGAGGCGGGAAGAUGCUGCUAAUAGCCAUCCUCGGGUCAGCUGGGAUGACCUGCCUCACAGUGCUGUUGGUGUUUCUGAUUAUGCUGCAGCUGAAGAGAGCAAAUGUCCAAAGGAGAAUGGCUCAGGCCUUCCAGAACAGAGAAGAACCAGCUGUGCAGUUCAACUCAGGAACUCUGGCCCUAAACAGGAAGGCCAAAAACAAUCCCGAUCCUGCCAUUUAUCCUGUGCUUGACUGGAAUGACAUCAAGUUUCAAGAUGUAAUUGGAGAGGGCAACUUUGGCCAGGUUCUGAAAGCGCGCAUCAAGAAGGAUGGGUUACGGAUGGAUGCUGCCAUUAAGAGGAUGAAGGAAUAUGCCUCCAAAGACGAUCACCGGGACUUUGCCGGAGAACUGGAGGUGCUCUGUAAACUUGGACACCAUCCAAACAUCAUCAAUCUCUUGGGAGCAUGUGAACACCGAGGCUAUUUGUACCUAGCCAUUGAGUAUGCCCCACAUGGAAACCUCCUGGAUUUCCUGCGUAAGAGCCGAGUGCUAGAGACAGACCCUGCCUUUGCCAUUGCUAACAGCACAGCUUCCACACUGUCCUCCCAGCAGCUUCUUCACUUUGCUGCGGAUGUGGCCCGGGGGAUGGACUACUUGAGCCAAAAGCAGUUUAUCCACAGGGACCUGGCUGCCAGAAACAUUUUAGUUGGCGAAAACUAUAUAGCCAAAAUAGCGGAUUUUGGAUUGUCACGAGGUCAAGAAGUGUACGUGAAAAAGACAAUGGGAAGGCUCCCGGUGCGCUGGAUGGCAAUUGAGUCACUCAACUAUAGUGUCUACACAACCAACAGUGACGUAUGGUCCUAUGGUGUACUGCUCUGGGAGAUUGUUAGCUUAGGAGGCACCCCCUACUGCGGCAUGACGUGCGCAGAGCUCUAUGAGAAGCUGCCCCAGGGCUACAGGCUGGAAAAGCCCCUGAACUGUGACGAUGAGGUGUAUGAUCUAAUGAGACAAUGCUGGAGGGAGAAGCCUUAUGAGAGACCGUCAUUUGCCCAGAUAUUGGUGUCCUUAAACAGGAUGCUAGAAGAACGAAAGACAUACGUAAACACCACACUUUAUGAGAAGUUUACCUAUGCGGGAAUUGACUGCUCUGCCGAAGAAGCAGCCUAAAGUGGAACCUUCCUCCUCAGUUGGCAUCUUCCCCGUCAAUGGCAGGAGAGCGGCUUCAUGCAUGCACUAAGCAAGCAACCCUCGGCCAAGAGACACGAUAUGAAAGUGUAUAUAUUGUGCUAUGUGUUUGGGACCCUCAACAUAAAGCUUGUGUGGAUCUGUAGUGCA